AUGACCAAGAAGAGAAGCUGGAAGAACAAUGAGACUGUGGUACUCACCGAAGAAUGCAGCGCCAUCAUCCAGCACAAAUUGUCCCAGAAAUUGAAGGAUCCUGGGAGCUUCCAAAUCCCUUGUAUCAUAGGGAAAAUCACAGUAGAGAAGGCUUUAUGUGACCUAGGAGCUAGCAUAAAUCUGAUGUCCUUAGCAAUGAUGAGGAAAAUGAAGAUUGAGGAGGCUAAACCAACAAGAAUGGCUCUGCAACUAGCAGAUCGAUCAUUCAAGUUUCCUCACGGAAUAGUAGAAGACUUGUUGGUAAAGGUGGAAGACUUCAUCUUUCCAGCAGACUUUGUAGUAUUGGACAUAGAGGAAGGAGCCAAGACCUCUAUCAUCUUGGGAAGGCCAUUCUUGGCCACUGCCGGAGCCAUUAUUGAUGUCCAAAAGGGUGAACUUGUCUUUAGACUACUUGAGGAGAAAAUGAUAUUCAGUGUGUUCAAGGCCAUGAGUUACCCACAGGAUUCAUUGGGAGAAUGUUUGAGGUUGGACUCAGUGGAUGCUGUGGUGCAAGAAACUCUUGAAGAAGAACUUGAGGAGUUAACAGAAGAAGACGAAUUAGUAUCAAGCGAAGAGGCCGCAGCCGCUGAAAUGCAUGUUCAAGGCACACUAGAAGGAAAGGAUGAAAGAAAAGAAGUACCCAAACUUGAGCUAAAGGCACUGCCGCCCACUCUCAAGGAGUUGGUGCGUCUCCGAGAUGACUUGGAAACUGCUCGGGUUGAUUAUGCCGAGCUUCAGGGUCAUCUUGUGGGUAGCGUGACUGCCGCCUACGAGAACCUGAUAGAGCAGUUCCGGAUUGUUGCCCCUGGUGCCGAUUUGACUCUCGUUAGUCUUGAUAACGUAGUAAAGGAUGGCAAGAUUGUCCCGGAUGAUCCCGAUGAUGAUAUUGAACCUCCUCUUUGA
Molecule: messenger RNA, 942 nt
Organism: Arachis stenosperma
Lineage: Eukaryota; Viridiplantae; Streptophyta; Magnoliopsida; Fabales; Fabaceae
Exons: 2
Coding region: 1-942 (313 amino acids)
Source: RefSeq, a predicted model, not a curated record